Raphanus sativus (radish) is the source of this 1500-nucleotide messenger RNA. Its product is annotated as branched-chain-amino-acid aminotransferase-like protein 1. Bases 292 to 1044 code for a protein of 250 amino acids. Lineage: Eukaryota; Viridiplantae; Streptophyta; Magnoliopsida; Brassicales; Brassicaceae. The record is from RefSeq and is a predicted model, not a curated record. Gene Ontology annotation, biological process: carboxylic acid metabolic process. Gene Ontology annotation, molecular function: catalytic activity. The transcript has 9 exons.
AAUUUUUCAUUGUAUUUUAUUUUUGAAUUGGGGGCACUUAAAGAAAAAUAGAAAAUCAGUUGGGGGCACGUGUCCCGUAUGUAUUCCUUUGCUCAGGUACCACUCUCCUUUUAGGUCUUAGCUCAAAACCUUACUUGCAGCCGAAAAAAGGAGUCAAGUUGUCGACAUUUAUUUUAUGUCAUAUUAUUUUUUCAGAGAGAUGACACUGAAGUUGUCGACGAGCCGUUGUAUGCAGCACUUCUUAAAGCUACAGGUGCUGAUAGGCCCUGCAGAGACCAGGUUCUCUCCAAGAUGGAGUGCAAUGGACAUAAGGUAGUGAAAGAUAUCAUUUAUGGAUCAGGAUCAAAGAAGUACCGUUAUUGUAAGCAUAUCUCGAAACAACGGCUUUUCGGUUUGCCAAGAAAACUCAUGAGUAAAGGAAAACAUUUCAUAUUGAUACGAAAUCCACUUGACCCUUCUUUUGAGAAGGUACACCGUCCAUCCUUUCUUGAACUAGGCUUGGGGGAACUAGUCUCGAUAUACAGUGAUCUUUGUCAGAUGGGAACACCACCACCAGUCAUCGAUGCAGAUGAGCUUCAACGAGAUCCCGAGAUUAGGAGCAGGCAACGUUACGCGGUCUUUGCGAUGAUUUGGAGAUUCCAUCUCAAGCCUCUAUGCUUACAUGGGAGGCUGGUCCUAUACCAGAAGGUGGAGUAUGGGCACCAUGGUGGUACAAGAGUGUGCACGAGUCAACUGGUUUCUCAUCUCCAAAGAAGUACCCUCGUACGCUCCCUUUUGUCACAUUACGAUUUUCUGGAGCAAAGUCUACCACUUUACAACAUUCUUAGGAGCCACGUGAAGCGCAAGUCCUCACUAUUGAUUAGCCCCUUGGCUCCUCCUAGUCUCCCGGUUCCUGAAAACGCAAAACUUCUUGCAUGGGUUGAUGACGAGCUUUUACCUUGUGAGAUGGCAAAGGUUUCAGUUUUUGACUCGGUUGUACAAGGCGGUGACUCAGUAUGGGAAGGACUCAGAGUUUACAAGGGGAAGGAAGAUAUUCAAACUUGAAGAACAUCUUGAUCGGUUGUCUUUAACUCGUGGCAAAAAGGUAUUGUGUAACGAGAAGUUGGACCGGUAACGAGAACACUGCAAAACGCUGACAAGAAACUGACAGAGGAUUCAGGUGUGCUAAUACCCACAUACCAAGGAGAUACCAAAAAAGAGUGGUGGUGAUAAAGAAGUGCGUCUUGGCUUUAACUUCUAGAAAGGCACUACUGGGUCAAACUAUAAUUUAAUUCAGCGUUCUUUGUUUGACCCAACGUGAGAGGCUGAGAAAUAAGACCAUUAAUAAAUAAAGCGAGCGACCACUUAUGGAGACUACACAAUCGAACAUAUUAGAUCUUUUGCCAUUUUCAUUUACGGAAAUUUAUUUUAGAGUUACUCAUUCAUUCACGUGAAGGAUUCACGAGAUAAACUGAAUCAAAGGCCAUGUUUGUUUAUCUAAUCUCGAAUAAUUCAGUACUA